This is a messenger RNA of Arabidopsis arenosa, 424 nucleotides long. The record is from the annotation of a GenBank genome assembly. NCBI's taxonomy places the organism in Eukaryota, Viridiplantae, Streptophyta, Magnoliopsida, Brassicales, Brassicaceae.
AUUGAGGAAGCCCUAAUUAGAGCUUCUUCAUCUUCAAUUUUUUGGUUUCUGAGUCAAGACGAUGACGAUCGAUUCGCAGCAGAAAACAAAGUUCCGAUGGGGGGAAAUGGACGAAGACGACGAUUUUGAUUUCUUGCUGCCUCCGAAGCAGGUGACUGGGCCAGACGAGAAUGGUUUGAAGACGACGAUCGAAUACAAGUUCAACGAUGAAGGCAAUAAGGUUAAGAUAACGACUAGGACACGUGUCCGGAAGCUAGCUUCAGCUCUGCUCAACAAACGGGCUAUGGAGAGGAGGAACUGGCCUAAGUUUGGAGACGCUGCCAAUGAGGAAGCUGGUAGCCAUCUUGUUGUUGUAAGCUUGAAAUAGCUUGGUGUUCAAGCUAAGUAUAUUUAGGAGAUAUCUAAAUAUACAUAUCUAUUAUGU